Molecule: messenger RNA, 1836 nt
Organism: Psilocybe cubensis
Lineage: Eukaryota; Fungi; Basidiomycota; Agaricomycetes; Agaricales; Agrocybaceae
Exons: 5
Coding region: 1-1836 (611 amino acids)
Source: RefSeq, a predicted model, not a curated record
AUGCCGAACAAGAGGAUAGCGUCAUCCAGCAGCGGCUACAACAACAAAAUCGAUGCCGCAUUUAUUGCAGCCUGCGAUACGGACAAGCCGCUUCAGACGACCGACAUAGCUGUUGUAGUCGGGCACAAAGUUGCUGCGUCGCACAAUCGGCAAAACGCUUUACAUGCCAUAUCUGCCAAUGUUCAGAUCAUGAACGAGGACAAUCCUAAACUAUUCAUUCAAAUCCUCAUUGCAUUUUCGUUUGCAACGGAAGAAGAGCUUGGCUACGAUUCAAUGGUAAAGCUUGAACCAGACCGAAACUACACAUUCAAGAUUCCAAGUUUACGGGGCAGCGACAAGUUUCGGCUCUUUCGCACCAUGGAGGGCCUGUCGCUCUAUCAUUCGAACGUCAUCACUGGUCGAAUGACGCGUGUUUACAAAGUCGUUGAAGUCAGGGAAAACGGCGAAGCAUUUGGAGAUCCGCUCGUCUUGAAAGACGUGUGGCUCGACAGCUCUGCAAAGACGGAAAAAGAGAUACAGAACGCCAUUUUUACCGAUAUCAAACAAUUUCGGGACUGCCCAGACGAACGGCCAGAAUUACAAGGCUUCAAAGAAGCUCACAAAAAUAUUGUUGGCGAUGACAGCUAUAAGCAGUACUUUCUUCAGAUUGUCCUGGACUACAGCGGACAGAAAACCAAAAUACGAGUAGAAAGAGGAACUGAAGUCAGAGAUUUUUUCGACGCGGAGGAAGACCUCGUACCAAAUGCUCCGGUGACUGGUACCAAAUCACAAGAAUCGCAGUCUCAGAACGAUCAGACGUUUGUAAACACACACCGAAAUGCUUCCCAAUCACCAGCUAUUCCAACUAUUCCACACGAACAGAAGAGGCAAUAUCGCAUCAUUUUCAAAGAGGUUUGUAGACCUUCUGGAAGUCUCAAAACCCUCGGAGAAGUUGUCAAUGUGCUAUCGCAAACCCUCAUCCAUUCAGAAAGCCAGGGGCCGUGGCUCGCAAAACUCUCUGACCUUGAAUAUGCCACAAAAUUCCCUGUGCCAAAAGGUUCAGCAUGUGCUUCAAAUACGAAGACGGGGACAGCGUACUUUAUGCCUCUGGAAAUUAUGCUGUCAUCUUACUUGUUUUCUCCCAGCCACGACAAUACAAUGUCAGCGCAGAAAGAAUUCGCAGUUGCAAGACAACUUUCUGUCAAAGAGAGACUUGCUGAAUUGACACUACAGCUACAGAACCCUACAACUACUCCACCGCAGAAGGGAGUCGCUCACAAUUUUCAACACGAUUUAGAAUCAAUGUGGUGGAUGCUUCUCUGGAACAUAUGCUGCCGCCUUGACCCAACGCAAUCAACGAAGUCCCUUCAGGACUUUGGCAAGGCCAUUUUCAUCAACGAUAUAAAGCCGACUGAUGCCAGAAUUCACUGCAUCACCGCACCAUUCGGAAAAACUGUCACACCCAAGGCACCAAAGUCAAUUCUCUCUGUCGUUACGUCUCUUUCCCUAUUGAGUGGCGAACUUUACCAAAACUACGUUGAUCGUGGUCGGAAUGGCGCAUAUAAUGAUGUUGGCUCGUAUGCUCAGAUUCACAGCAUCUUCUUCGAGACAUUUAAAGCGCUCGACGAAGAGGUCACUGAAGCUUCGGAAGCCCAAGCUUCUGGCAGAAACGAUGGUGGAGAUCAGCAUUGGUCCACGAUACCUUUGCUGGUGAAGGCUUAUAGCAAUACCGUGGCACAAGGAUCUGCGGUGGGCGAACCAGAGCGUAAGCGUCCUCGAUCCAACGAAGACCAUGUCGAUGCGAGGGAGGUCGAGAGCGAAGGUAGGACCAAAGCUAAGCAACCUAGAAAGAAGUGA